AUGGCGCGCGACGAGGAGAGGGACCCCGAGUGCCGCGAGGCGGCGGCGCGGGCCCGAGGCGAGGAGGAGGAGGGAGAGGAGGGAGAGGAGGGAGAGGAGGGACUGAGCGAUAACGACAACGAGGACCAAGACCAGAAGAAGACCGGCAGCAGCGAGGAAGAGGAAAAGGAGGCUGCAGCAGCGGCCGGGCAGGAGCGCAGCGAGGACGCGCGACUGCAGAGCUCAGGGCUGCCUCCCGCCUCUGUUCCCGCCGCUGUCGCCCGCGACCGGAGCGGUUGCCGCCCGCCGGAGCCGCUGCCUUGCCUUCCUAGGAUGCCAACGCCCGAGGAGGAGGACCGCGAGCGUCGCCGGAGUCGCCGGAGAGACCUUCUGCUAAGCCAGCUCUGCUUCCUGGCCUUGGUGGCGCUGCUGCUCUGGUCGCUAUCGAGCAUGCAAGAACAUAAUGAUCUUGACUUCAUGGAUCUCAUAGGAAAAGACAGACAGUGGACAGUGGGGAGGAAGUUAAUGCAGGUGAAUGAAACUGUGACUUCAGAAGACACAGGACUUCGGAACAAGAACUGCACUGAACCAGCCCUGCAUGAGUUCCCCAAUGACAUCUUUACCAACGAGGACCGAAGACAGGGAGCAGUGAUUCUCCACGUGCUCUGUGCCAUGUACAUGUUCUAUGCGCUGGCCAUUGUGUGUGAUGACUUCUUCGUCCCCUCCUUGGAAAAGAUCUGUGAGCGCCUGCACCUCAGUGAAGAUGUAGCUGGGGCCACGUUCAUGGCAGCGGGCAGUUCAGCCCCAGAGCUGUUCACAUCCGUCAUAGGUGUCUUCAUUACCAAGGGCGACGUGGGAGUUGGGACCAUUGUGGGCUCGGCAGUGUUUAAUAUCCUGUGCAUCAUCGGAGUCUGCGGGCUCUUCGCUGGACAGGUUGUAGCUCUUUCCUCCUGGUGUCUGCUGAGGGAUUCGAUUUACUACACGCUGUCUGUGGUCGCACUCAUCGUGUUCAUUUAUGAUGAACAAGUUUCCUGGUGGGAGUCUUUAGUCCUUGUGCUGAUGUAUCUUAUCUACAUUGUCAUCAUGAAAUAUAAUGCUUGCAUACAUCAGUGCUUUGAAAGAAGGGCGAAAGGUGCUGGAAACAUGGCCAAUGGUUUGGCCAACAAUGCUGAAAUCGAUGACAGCAGCAACUGUGACGCAACUGUGGUGCUACUCAAGAAAGCCAAUUUCCACCGCAAAGCAUCAGUGAUCAUGGUGGAUGAGCUGCUGUCUGCCUACCCACACCAGCUGUCUUUCUCUGAGGCUGGCCUUCGAAUCAUGAUCACCAGCCACUUUCCCCCAAAGACCAGACUCUCCAUGGCCAGUCGCAUGUUGAUCAAUGAGAGACAAAGACUGAUAAACAGCAGGGCUUACACCAAUGGAGAAUCUGAGGUGGCCAUCAAAAUCCCAAUUAAACACACUGUGGAGAAUGGGACAGGACCCAGCAGUGCCCCAGACAGGGGCGUGAAUGGGACUCGGAGGGACGAUGUCGUUGCUGAGGCUGGCAAUGAGACGGAGAAUGAGAAUGAGGACAAUGAGAACAAUGAGAAUGACGAGGAGGAAGAUGAGGAUGAGGAGGAAGAUGAAGGACCUUACACGCCAUUCGACCCCCCCUCUGGCAAACUGGAAACAGUGAAAUGGGCUUUCACCUGGCCACUGAGUUUUGUCUUAUACUUCACUGUACCCAACUGCAACAAGCCCCGCUGGGAGAAGUGGUUCAUGGUGACAUUUGCUUCCUCCACACUGUGGAUUGCAGCCUUCUCCUACAUGAUGGUGUGGAUGGUCACGAUCAUUGGUUACACACUGGGGAUUCCUGAUGUCAUCAUGGGAAUCACCUUCCUGGCAGCCGGAACCAGCGUGCCCGACUGCAUGGCCAGCCUCAUCGUGGCCAGACAAGGAAUGGGAGACAUGGCCGUGUCCAACUCCAUUGGGAGCAAUGUGUUUGACAUCCUCAUUGGCCUCGGUCUCCCCUGGGUCCUGCAGACUCUGGCUGUGGAUUAUGGGUCCUACAUACGGCUGAACAGCAGAGGACUGAUCUACUCCGUGGGCCUGCUGCUGGCCUCUGUCUUUGUCACGGUGUUCGGUGUUCACUUGAACAAGUGGCAGUUGGACAAGAAGCUCGGGUGCGGGUGCCUUUUCCUGUAUGGCGUGUUCCUGUGCUUCUCCAUCAUGACGGAGUUCAACGUGUUCACUUUUGUGAACUUGCCCAUGUGUGGGGAACACUGAUCUACCGAGCCACCUGCCAAGGCUCAGUUCCUUCGUUUCUGUGCAAUACAAGACCCGAACGCACCCCGAGUCACAGGGGCCCCCAGAGCUGGGGCUUCCGUCUCACUCGCGCUGUUCACUGGCCUCCACUCCUGCCUCGGUGGCCCAGGCUCUCCCUGCCCCUUCCUUCUUCCACCUCCUUGUGUUCUCCCUGCCACCCAGCCCCUCUUGCCCAACCCUUCCUGCCGCCUCCAUAUGAAGACUUUCACCAUCCACCUGAAUUUUCAAGCUCCAUUUUGAACAGUGACUGAGAUUCUAGAAAACUGGCUGCUAACUGGCCCAAGCCAGGCAAAUCUUAUUACAAUCCCUACUCCUUUUUUAAGUUAUUGGAUGAAAGACUAACCUAAUUUAUGACCUGAGACUGUUAAAGAGUUAAUGAGGAGAGGGUACAUUGAUUAUAGAGAGUGUUAGGGGUUUUGUUAUGUUUUGAGGUGAUUUCUAGAUUAUUGGGUUUGGGGGGUUCUUUUACUUUGCAGGGGAGGAGGUGCUCUCCCUUUGACUCCUUCCUUCCAGAGAUGGAGAGCUCCUCUUGCAUCUUCUUCCACUGGGCUCUGGGUUAGUAGGAGAUCCACAGGUUGCCCGCUGUGUCUUGGGAUCAAAUCCCAUGUGUGUUGGAACAUGAGUGGAUCUAAUGCUUAUUAGAGGAAGAGCUGAGCGAGGCCACUGGGAACAGAUAUAUGACAUUUCAUACUCAAGGAUGCUCCCAGAGUCCUGUAAGUGUUACCUAAGGGGUGCAAGGUUUUCCAAGAAAGAAGACAGCUUCCCACAUGUCCAUUAUGACCUUCACUUUCUCAUCAGGUUCUUUCUAGUCUCUCAAGCAAUAGUUCUAGCCUUCAUGAGGCCUUUGUCGAGGGGCCCUGGUUAAACAUCCAUCUGUGACAUGCCAGGUAGUCAGCAGCAGAAGCUUCUCAACCUGUGAGUACCUGAGAUGUGCUCUCAUGGCUUGACAUUUGGGGUGACAGGGAGUGACUCAGAGGCCACCACUGCUUUCUGUGCAGGAGUUACAGACACUGGUUUCUUGGAAAAUGGAGAGAAGCGCACUUUGCACAGACAUCGUCAAUAAAGUCCCAAUUUGCCACUCGAUACUGAGUACACUGGACCCUGACAGCUGGCUCUUGGGCCAGCGUCCUUCCUCCAGGAUGCCAUGGCCGAGCUGUCCCAGCUCAAUCUGUCCCCUCCUGGAAGGAUGGCAAGGGAAGGAGAAAGUAGAACUGACAUCUUUGAAACCACAGAAUGUGUUAAAUGCAGACUUGCUCAAGGGCAUAAAUUAUUGUGAACAUUGUAGCCAAUCACAGCUCAACAGCCCUGCUAGAUUUUGUAUAAUGCUGAAUUAUUAUGCAGACUAAUUCCACCAGUUGAGACCCACCCAUGCUUGUUAUACUUGUAUUUAUUGAAACUGUGGAUUCUUGCCCGCGCUCCCCCUAUAUUUACUUUAAGCACUGAUCACUUACAAUUCAUUCAGUAUGGUUUUCCCCGUCCCUUGUACACAUUCUGGUAUGAAUUGUAAAAAUAACCUGCUACAAAUUGGUUGAAUGUCUCUGUCAAGAGUGUGAACAAGGUGAGCAUUAGCCAAUGGGGUACCUGCCUAAUGGAGCACUGGGAGAGGAAAUCACCAAUUUAGGCUCUCAGAGCUAAGACACACUUAUUGAUUCUGUUGCACAUUUUGCACUGGUUUAUGGCAAUUGUU
This is a messenger RNA of Pteronotus mesoamericanus, 3970 nucleotides long. It is a transcript of the gene SLC24A3, whose product is annotated as solute carrier family 24 member 3. The transcript has 17 exons. NCBI's taxonomy places the organism in Eukaryota, Metazoa, Chordata, Mammalia, Chiroptera, Mormoopidae. The record is from RefSeq and is a predicted model, not a curated record. Gene Ontology annotation, molecular function: calcium channel activity; calcium, potassium:sodium antiporter activity. Gene Ontology annotation, cellular component: plasma membrane. Gene Ontology annotation, biological process: intracellular calcium ion homeostasis; calcium ion transmembrane transport. Bases 1 to 2244 code for a protein of 747 amino acids.